AUGGAUCCUGUCUCUCCAGAAAGAAGGAGGUUGUUACCCUCUUCUUCACUUGUUAUCAAUGCAAGUAAAAGGAAGUACAAACCUUUCAACUGCUUCAGUAACUACUGUAAGGAAUUAAAGUCUCGUUCAUUGAGUUUACCAUUAAUCCUCCUACUGAUUUAUGCUCUACCAGUUAACAUUUGUGUUGCACUUACUGAUUCAACUAGUAGCCUGUUCAGUCAAUGUGACUUAUUUCACUCUAAAAGUGAUACAUUUGUUUUUGAUGUAGCACUUGUAUUAAAUGUAUUCUUUCUUCUUGCCCCUUUCUGUGGUUGGUUAUCAGAUACUAAGAUUGGUAGGGGUAAUGCUAUUUAUCUUGGUCUAUGGCUUGGUUGGAUUGGUACUCUAAUACAAGCCAUAGGAUGCUGUUUGCAGUAUGAUUCCUUUCAGUGUAGCACUGUUUCUUUCAUAGGAAGAGUUGUAAUUCCAUUUGUUUUUAUGUUAAUAUCAUUGUCACUCCUGUUACCUAAUAUAUUACCAUAUGGUAUAGAUCAGUUGAUGAAUGAAUCUACUGUCAAAAUAAGAGCAUUCAUUCACUGGUUCUCACUCUGCCUUUAUGGUAGUUCUGUAUUUUCAUUUAUAUCAGAUGGGCUCAUUCUUUCAGUUGUGGCCUUUGCUCUCUUUUCUUUUUCUCUUUGUCUUCAUUUCCUCUUUAAGCAUUGUUUUGAGCACAUACCUAUUCCUAAUCCUUAUAAAAUUGUAUUUAAAGUACUGAAGUUUUCUCUCACAACUAGUGGCACUAGAAGACAGCAUCGUAGUGCAUUCACAUACUGGGGAGAGGAGCCCAGUAGAAUGGAUCUUGCUAAGGAGAGGUAUGGUGGUUGUUUCUCUCAUGAAGAAGUGGAAAAUGUAAAAACUUUCCUACAAAUUGCUGUUGUUUUGAUUACUGUUUUCCCCUUAAUUGUUUCUAUCUUUUUUUUAUUUCGUUUAUCUAAUUUUACUAUACAAUUUAAAGAUGGCUCUAAUGAAAGUUCUGGGAAUGGUAUCUGGCUUUUAAGUAACAUCAUCCCUUUGUUUGUUCUGGUCCCUUUGUUUGAACUGGUUAUUCUACCUCUCUUCCCUAAAUUAGAAUAUUUCCUAAUUAAUCCAUUGAAAGGACUUGGUUUGGCUUAUAUUUUCCUCAUAUUAUCAAUUAUUAGUGUUUUCUUCAUUGACUUGAUUGGAAGGAUUGUUGCUGAUAGUGACUCCAAUAUUCCUUGUUUCUUCAUGUGGAAAUCAGUCCAUCAAACAAUUGAUAUUUCCUAUUGGAUACUACUCAUACCAUCAGUAUUGGCUUAUACAGCAUAUUUUUGUGGUGGGAUGUAUUUAUUUGAGUUUAUGUGUUGUCAGUCUCCUUUUGGUAUGCAUGGAAUGAUCAUUGGACUUUGUUGGUUUUUCAGUGGUAUAUUCAUUGACAUUGCUAUAGGUAUAUUUUUAAUAGUUUAUUAUCACCCUAUACCCUUGGUCAAAUUUAUGUCAUGUACCUCAUGGCUCACUAUCACCCUUUGUAUAAUUGCUGUUAUUGGAUUAGUGGUGUAUGUAUUAAUAGCUCGAUGGUAUGUCAAUAGGGUCAGGGAUACUGAUCUUGGUCUACGUGCAGCAGUAGAAGAACAUUGGGAGAAUAGACUGACAUCAGAAAAUGACACCGAAACAGAAGAUUUUCUUAUUUCUAGUUUUAAAUGA
This is a messenger RNA of Amphimedon queenslandica, 1701 nucleotides long. RefSeq names its product solute carrier family 15 member 4-like. The record is from RefSeq and is a predicted model, not a curated record. The transcript has a single exon. The coding region runs from base 1 to 1701 and encodes 566 amino acids. Lineage: Eukaryota; Metazoa; Porifera; Demospongiae; Haplosclerida; Niphatidae.